AUGGAGGCCGUUAAAGACGCCCAGACCGUUCUGCUCGGAUACGAAAAGGACAAGAGGUUCAAGUCCAGCGGCAAGUCAGGCGAUGUUGAGCUGUCCGUUCGCCCCCCUACUGCUACCGAAAGGCAGGUCGUAUGCGGCAAGAUGAGCUUUGGUAAGGACUAUUCUAUUCAACAGAUCAUGCAGUUUAUCAAUGAUCUCACGGUUAAAGGGACCUGGGACAGAGUUCCUGCUGUGCUGGGCCGCUUACAAGAAGCAGUUGGGUGUAUCGGGGCGUGA
Messenger RNA from Perkinsus marinus ATCC 50983, 276 nucleotides. RefSeq lists its product as hypothetical. The record is from RefSeq and is a predicted model, not a curated record. Bases 1 to 276 code for a protein of 91 amino acids. NCBI's taxonomy places the organism in Eukaryota, Perkinsozoa, Perkinsida, Perkinsidae. The transcript has 2 exons.